CCCGGGGAAUGCGCCGUCAAACGGUGCCGCACCUUUCCAUUUCAUACCCGGUGGCGUUCAGGCACCUCCACCUACAGAAGUCAGAAGAAAACCCAGUCCCCAAGGCCCAGCAACAUUAGGUCCAAAUGAUCCUUACAAUGCAGGGCCGGGCUUCCAAGGUCAGAUUCGACCCAACUCGAUACAUACACUUAAUAGCGGCAAUCCCCAGGAACUAGCAACAAGUGGCUACGAAUCGCCAAUAGACAACAGGCAUUCAUAUCCCUCUGCACAAGCUGCUCUGCCAAUGCAGCAAGCCCCAGCCCAAGGCUACGACCACUAUCCGCCGAGGAAUGACCGCGAUGGACUUCCGAACCGACAACGUACACAAAGCUUCGAGUCACCGUCGAGUUUGUACUCAACUCAGCAAGACGCUGGACAUCAGCAAGCACCUCCGCAACCGAGUGCGCCUCCUCCGGGAAUACCACCCAGCCCAGGUGUGCAAUCUGCGCCACAGCCACCUUAUCAGGCGUAUCAGCCAUACCAGCAGCAAUACUCACAGCACCAACCAAGAGCGCCAAGCGGUGACUCUGGGGAGGACUUUUACAGAUAGGCAAGGGGCGAGCAAAGCAGAGGUUACCAUGAAGCGGCCAAGGAUUUUGUGGAUUCCAGCGAUCUGUAUAACUGUAGCGCAGAGUACUGUACGCAAAAGCAAUGUAUGACUGUACGAAGCCCAACUAGG
Molecule: messenger RNA, 718 nt
Organism: Pseudocercospora fijiensis CIRAD86
Lineage: Eukaryota; Fungi; Ascomycota; Dothideomycetes; Mycosphaerellales; Mycosphaerellaceae
Exons: 1
Coding region: 330-698 (122 amino acids)
Source: RefSeq, a predicted model, not a curated record